AUGAAUGAUUUGAGUUUGAGCGAGGCCGGAAAAAAAAUAAAAAAUCGUUUUUUGACUGAAAUCACCGCUCAGAAAACAAAAAUAUCACAACAGAUUGCUGCCCUCGGUUCUAAUUUACCCGACCAAAUACGAGUUGCCGCCCAAGCGAAAUAUGGUCCCGACCAAAACAAAAAUUUAACUGCCGAGCAAGCCCAAAUUUUCACUACUCAUGCCUCCCAAAUUACCAGUCCGGAACUGCUGAACCAAAUUAAAGAAUUGCUUAAUUUACUAGUGGAAGCCGAAAAAAUUAAACCAAAUGACCGCCCCGCGGUUAUCAAUCUAUCUCUUACCAACUUAAAAAAAUCAUACCAGAACGGCACCGGAGACAAAAAAUUGGCUUACGCCACGGUUAAUAAAGUGGAUAAUCGAACUGAAUUAAAAAAUAAAUGGAAUAAUCAGGUAGUGGCUCGGAAAGUUUUUGAGGCUUCCGUUUUGGAUAGUAUUCCGGCUUUGGAGGAAGCCGAAAAAUUACUAGUUAAAGUUCAAACCGCCCAAGCCCAAAAAGAAGUUGACUCUUCUUUGCUAACCGAGUUAGAAAAUUAUUCCUCCGCUCCGCGGGGAGAAAUUAAAAAUAAGGCUUAUCAAGCGGUUAAUGGUGAUAAAAAGCGAGUUCAAAAGGCGUUAGAACAUUUGCGAGAAAUAUCCCAAAAACGAAUAAAAAUAGUGGAAGGAUUACAAAAUGCCCGAAACCAAACGGAAUUGGAUACUGCUUAUCAGACCAUAAAAAAUUCUGAUUUUUAUCAGAGUGAAAAAAAUCGCCAGUUAACCGAUAAAAUUCACACUCGCAAAAAAGUUUGUUUAGAAAUUGCCUCCGACAAUUCUAUUUCUGCUCCGCUCAACCAAUUUCUUCAAAAUAACCUUAUCAAAAUAAUUCCGGAAUCAAUUCAGAACACUGCCAAUGAAGCCGAAUUAACCCGCUUGGAAAGUGAACUAAAAGGAUUUUUGAAGGCCGGAAAAGGAGAGGAAAAAGAGCAAAUUUACCAAAAAUAUCAAGGCGUUAUAAAUGAUAUUUUGACCGAAAUUAGUCAAGAAAAACAACGAUGA
This is a messenger RNA of Funneliformis geosporum, 1083 nucleotides long. Lineage: Eukaryota; Fungi; Glomeromycota; Glomeromycetes; Glomerales; Glomeraceae. The record is from the annotation of a GenBank genome assembly.